AUGUGGUGUGGGCGCCGGUUCAAAAUCACUAGCGAGUCCUACUUCAACUGCAAUGCAAUGGGAAAAGAAGCAAGGAGUACAAGGAACACACACUAUGUCAACAGAGAUCUCCUCAAAGGAAAGGAAGAUGGCUGUACUCACACCAGUACACCAGUGCUCUACACUACUGCUUGCUGCAUCACAGCUCUCACACACAAUGCCAGAAGAUACAAAGUUAAAAAAAGGUGGACAGAUGGACCUGUUCAAGUCUCGGUUGGUACUGCAGCAGCCUUGCCGGUCCAAGCAAUCAAGAUCAUCAGCAAGUCAAUAACGGAGACGGUCGAGCACUAUCAUCACACUGAACCUGCAACACCAGUGAGAUGA
Molecule: messenger RNA, 363 nt
Organism: Triticum turgidum subsp. durum (durum wheat)
Lineage: Eukaryota; Viridiplantae; Streptophyta; Magnoliopsida; Poales; Poaceae
Source: the annotation of a GenBank genome assembly